Messenger RNA from Cornus florida, 1496 nucleotides. RefSeq lists its product as uncharacterized. Lineage: Eukaryota; Viridiplantae; Streptophyta; Magnoliopsida; Cornales; Cornaceae. The record is from RefSeq and is a predicted model, not a curated record. The coding region runs from base 132 to 911 and encodes 259 amino acids. The transcript has 6 exons.
AGUAGUUACAACUUACAAAUAAUAUCUCAGAGAGAGAGCUAGAAGAAUCGGUUCGGUUUUUUUUUUUUUUUUGUCUGCGUAUAUGUAAAGCCAAGAUCAGUGUUUUAUAUUAAUUUCUUGGAAUCUUUGCGAUGACAACACUGUUACAGGUUUCAAUCAAUUUCUCACAUUUCAACAGCUUACGCGAUGAUUCAAGCAGGAAACACAACUGUUGUGUAUUGAAAUUAUCAGCACCCAAUUGCUGCUACACACUCUCAGGAACAAAUAUUGGCUCUUUACAUCAACGUAAAUUCAAACCUGGUGGCUAUAGAGGGAGAUGGUCGUUCUUGGGACUAAGCAGCUGUAAAGAUGAGUUUUGGGUGGCAGAACAAGGGUGGAAGAGGAAGAAGAGCCUAGUUGUGGUUAGAUUUAAUCAAGGGUUUCGCUUUAAUGAUGGUAGUGGUGGUGGUGGCGGUGGUGGUGGUGGGAGAGAUAACGGUAAAACUCUGAGGCUUUUGGGUAAUCUUGCAUUUGCUAUUGGCUUGACUUAUCUUUCUGUAACUGGACAGCUUGGUUGGGUUUUGGAUACAAUCGUUUCUAUUUGGCUCCUUGCAGUGCUGCUACCAAUUGUGGGUUUGGGAGCUUUUAUCUGGUGGGCAGGACGAGAUAUAGUUCAAGGCAGCUGCCCAAACUGUGGAAAUGAUUUUCAGAUAUUCAAAUCUUUUCUAAAUGACGAUUUGCAGUUGUGCCCCUUUUGUAGUCAACCUUUUUCAGUGGUAGGCAACGAGUUUGUAAGGGAUCCUGUGAAGUUCUCCAAUGAAUCUGCGACAUUUGGACAAGCAUUUCAUAGAGUCUCUCGUGGCUCAAAGAAAGGAAAGGAUUCUCCUCAAGCAGUUGUUGAUGUUGAAGCUGAAAUAAAAGAUGUCGACUGAGACUUUAUCAAGAAUAUCGAUGGCAUCUGGUAGAAACCUUAAAUCCCUCAAUGACACAACACAAUUGUGCACAUGCAUUCAUACCAGGGAAAAAGAAAAAAAGGCAAAGAAGAAAUAUAUUAAGUUAAUAUCCUGAACAAAUUUGUAAAUUUGAUACUACUUUUGAGUUGACUAGAAUAGUAUGAGAAAAAUAUUAUGGAAACUUGUUUGUGUCUAAUUUUUACCCUAGUAACAUUGAUGCACACUAAAACAGGUAAAAGAAAAGGAUGGAAGUUUUUAAGAGAAGUUUUUGGUCUGUUUUCAUGGGAAGUGGAGUCGACGCUGCUAUCAAAUUGCUGGCCAGAGUAUAGGGAGAUACAAGUAUUCUUUCCUUAUGUGGCCGGAAAUUUUUGAUAUUGGCUUUCUUUUACAAGUAUAUAGAAAUUGAGUAAUCCCAUAGUGUUUCAGGAUGAUGAUGUUUUUUUUUUUUUUUUGCCUCGGUUGUGUGUAUAAUUAUUGUAAUUGGAUUAUUACCAAAAACAGCAACCGUCAUUGUAGACAAUGUUGGCAUUAUUUUGAAUGUCAGACCGACAUUGCAGUAGUACC